This is a messenger RNA of Dovyalis caffra, 1344 nucleotides long. NCBI's taxonomy places the organism in Eukaryota, Viridiplantae, Streptophyta, Magnoliopsida, Malpighiales, Salicaceae. The record is from the annotation of a GenBank genome assembly.
AUGGCGUCCACCUCGUUCGUAGAAAUUGAGCGGUUCCAUUUGAUACCAGUACUGUCAGCAACUUGCCCAUGCCACCGUCCUCUAUUAUCUAAAAAAUCCCUAAUUCUCAAUCGAAAGAAACUGAACUUCGGUCUCCUCUUAAAUGGAUCCAAAACAGUAUUUCCGGCGCACACGACGAGGAUGACGGCAAAGCGGCGGUUAAUUGCGGCCGUGGCUAGAGCUGAGCCUGAUAGCAUCGGCGAAGACGGUGCCAAAAAGGAAGGCGAGAAAGGUCACCUUCCACCUGCAAAAGAGGAUUCUGCUUCAAAGCAUCAACAGAAAGCAAGUCAAUUGAGGAAAAGAAUUAUUUUUGGACUUGUGAUUGGGAUUUCUGCUGGAGGCAUAGUAUUAGCUGGAGGAUGGGUUUUUACUUUGGCUUUAACGGCUGUUGUGUUUGUUGGUGCACGUGAAUACUUUGAAUUGGUUAGAAGUCAUGGAAUCACUGUAGGAAUGACUCCACCACCUCGAUAUGUGUCACGAGUUUGCUCUGUUAUUUGUGCUCUCAUGCCCAUGCUUACCUUGUAUUUUGGUCAGAUUGAUUUUCCAGUGACAUAUGCUGCUUUUGUUGUAGCAAUAGCAUUGCUUCUACAGAGAGGGAAUCCUCGAUUUGCUCAGCUUAGUAGUACUAUGUUUGGGCUAUUUUAUUGUGGAUAUCUUCCUUGUUUCUGGGUGAAGCUUCGAUGUGGUUUAGCAUCCCCUGCCUUGAACACUAGAAUAGGAACAGCAUGGCCUGUUCUUCUUGGUGGGCAAGCUCAUUGGACUGUGGGUCUUGUAGCUACCUUGAUUUCUAUGAGCAGCAUCAUUGCGGCCGAUACAUAUGCUUUUAUGGGUGGCAAGGCAUUUGGCAGGACACCCCUAACUAGUAUUAGUCCAAAGAAGACAUGGGAAGGAACAAUUGUAGGCUUGGGCGGCUGUAUAGCCACUUCUGUGGUGCUAUCAAAGUUUUUUUGCUGGCCAAGAUCCUUGCUAAGUGCAAUUGCUUUUGGGUUUCUAAACUUCUUUGGAUCUAUUUUUGGGGAUCUUACUGAGUCAAUGAUCAAACGUGAUGCGGGUGUCAAGGACUCUGGCUCUCUAAUACCUGGACACGAUGAUUGGAGCGUGAACAAGCUUAGACGUGAAAGUAGGAAUGUGUGCGAGCAGACGAAGAGAGUAAUUGCUCUAAAAACCUCAGAGAAGGAUGAUGAAGAUACAUUUGCAACUCUACCAGGCAUCGUAUACCUCUAUGAUAUGUCGAUUUAUAGUGAUUAUCGUGAAGAUGAGAUUCAGUUGACUCGAUCCCUUCUGUAUGCUGUGAAGGUCCAAUAG